GAGGAUUUACAAUUUAUAACAGCUGCAGCUGUUGAUCGGGUACGGUGUCGGUGUGUCGUUAUAUUUCGUCCCCUUCGCUGUUGAGUGUUGACAAAACUCGGAAAUCAAAAUGUCUUCAGACUAGAACAACUUGUUUGAUUUAUUAUAAACAUUAAAGGAAAAAAUUCACAAACUUUGUGUCAUAGUUUUUAGUACACUCUGAGACUGUUACCGUGCAGUAUUUUUACAUUAUUAUCUUACAUCGUUAUUGUUGCUCCUAAGAGGCUACAUAUCUACCUGUUACAGCUAAGUACAUCAUAUUAUAUUCCUAUUUCCAGAAACCGAAAUCGAAAAUGUUACUCGUCAAAUGUCUGUGAACCGUAGCGCGUCGUGUUGUUAUCCCGAUAUAUAUAUUUUUUCUCGUCGAUAUGGGAACCGUCGAUUGGAACUCUUUGCCCAGCCUGGCUCUCCAUCAGGUGUUCACUCACCUAUCACCUGAAUCCAGAGUGGCUGCUUCGUCCACUUGCAAACACUGGAGAACCGCCUUAUACCAUCCACAGUUCUGGCACAGUCUGGUGUUAGACAUAUCGUCUGCUGGAACUUCAUAUGCUGAAGUCAAGUCAAAAGUGAAGCAUGCCAAUAAGAAUCUAGUGACGUUGGUACGUGACAUCCACCUUGCAUUUGAUUCCCGGAGCACGCAGUGCUUUGAAUUGGCUUCAUCUGUAAUUAAGGCAUUAAUGGGCAAUGAACUGUUGAGGAACGUUGAUAUUGAGCUUAACCACUGUGAGCUGUCAAAGGAUGAAAUAUUUCAGUACAGGUGGUCAAUUCAAAACUAUUUUGAGUUUGCCAUUCUCAAUGUUGUGCAGAAAGGAAACAUCGAAGGGUUUAGUUUUGGAUAUUUUAUGUUUUACUAUUGGAAUGCUUUGAUUCAUAUGCUAUCGAAGUACAGUUGUGAUAGCUUACAACGUUUGGAACUAGCUGGAUUGGGACCAUCAAUUUUUAACGAAGAGAGCAAAACUACAUGUUUUAAUUCUACCUUUGAUAGUAUGUCGUCACUAAUCAAUUUAAAGAAAUUAAGUUUAGACCUAAAUUCCAAUACGUGCAAAUUGCUUCCAGCAUUAUGUUCAAUGUCUCAAUUGGAAAUCCUUGUCUUACACGUUCAUAAUGAGUUGGAUAUAGAUAUAAGUGAUGAUAUCUGGGCAGAUAUUAAAAAAUACUGCCCUAAACUUGAAUUAAGAUUAACAAUUAUCAACUGUCAUAUUGUUGCUAAACAUCUUCAUACUAAAUUACUUCGUCCAUCAAUGCCAUUAACACAUCUCAAAGUUCUUUUUUGUAAUGUGAUAAAUGUUGAAGUAUUACAUAGAUUAGUGGACUAUAGAAAUACUUUUCAAUCAUUAAUUUGGGUUGACGAACAAUCAAUGAAUCCUGCUGGCUUACUUAAAGGACAUUGGCAUCUUGAACCAUCUCCAGAUGAUAUUGAAACUAAUCCGUUGAUAAUAUUAUCGUGGGUUUGCAGCAAAAUUACAGAACUUGUUGUAUUGGGAUAUUUUAUUGAACCAGUGGAUGUAUGUGGAAUUGCAAGACUGAGAGGUUCUAAUUUGAAGAGGUAUGAGUUAUUAGAAGAAGAUAUUUGCUUUCAACAACCACAAAGCGAAAUGAUUUAUGAUGAAGUUGUUUUAGAUGUAUCAAAUUGGAUGGAAACAAAUUGGAAACCUUUGAAUAAAAAUAAUUUAUUUGUAAGUCAUUCGCAUUAUAUAUUGCAAUGUAUUUCAAAAGAUUUAACAACAAAAUUAGAUAUUAAUUAAUAUUUACCACAAAAAUAACUUAAAAUACCAAUCUUUAAUUUACAUAAUAUACUAUAUUUUGUGGUCAGUAUUAAUAAAUUAGUUUAAAAAAAGGUUAUACUUACAAAACUAAAUAUACACUUUAAAAAAUCUGCUUAGAAAUAUGACUCUCAGUAUAUAAUAAUAACAAACUAUAAUUUUACAUAGUGGUUGUGUAGUUAAAAAAUUACUGUUGCAAAUAAUGUUUAAGUAAUAUGGAAGUAUCUAUCUAGAAUUAUAAUUCAAAAAUUUAUUAGUUAACAAAUGUAAAGCAUUUAAAAAAAAUUUAAUUUUAAUAGGAAAAAAAUACUUUAUCAUUACUAUACUGUCACAUCCUAAUAUACUCUAAAAACAAAAAUGUUAAAUUAUAAAUAUUGUUUAAAAAAAACCCAAUUUCAAUCUAGUCCUAUUUUAUUUUUAUUAAUAAUUUUUUUUUUUAAGUCAUUGUUUAAUAUCCAUUAUUUAUGGCAAUCGUAAACAAUUUUUCUGUUAUUGAUUCGUUUUUAAUGUUUUUUUUUUUUUUUACUGUAGAAGUUUUUUUUAAAUAAUAUGAAAUAAUUUUAAAAAGGAAAACACCUUAUAAUUUCUUAGUUGCUUUACAAAAUACAAACAAUCUAAUAAAAGAACAUUUUUAAAUUUUUACUUAUUACAUAUUAUAUAUUUUUUACACUAAUUUUAUGAUAUGUGAAAUGUUCAGUUAAAAGAAAAGUUAUUUAAAUAAGUAUAAUAAUUAUAUUUAAAGCAAAAAAUGUUAUUUAAAAAUCUAAUAACCAUAAAAAACACUAUUGAAAGUUACCAAGGUACAUUUUUAAUUUACUUUAUGUAUUGAUUAUUAUGUUACAAUAUCAGUGUUAUACACUAUUUCAUUUAUUUUUCUAUUACAUACAUACUUAAUAAAAAAAUGAAACAUGAUAAAACAGUUGUAAUAUUCUGAUAGUUUCUGUCAAUUUCAUUAUGUAUUUUUACUCAAUAAUAUACCACCAAGAUCAAUUUUUUAUGCAAUGAUCAAUCCAAUUGCUUCAAAAAAAAAAAAAAAAAAACAUUUGUUUUCAAUAACUAUAAAGACAAAAUAUUUGUAUUGUAUUAAAUUAGCAAAAGUGUUCCUACCACAAACUUUAUAACUAUGUGGUUCUACUUAUAUGACGAGUGCAACUCAAAAAAGCACAUUUUACUGAUUAGACUGUGAUAACAUCUGUUAAAAUAUGUACAACAUUAUAGUGUUUAGGCAAUUAGAACUGGCCGUAACUAGAACGGACCAUCAAAGAGUUGUUAAUAUUGUUAAAAUAAUAUUGUUGUUGAAAUGUGUUUAUUAAAAUAUAUAUAUAUUAUAAUAUCAUAAAUGUAAAAGAACGUGAUUUUAGAAAUAUUUGAUUAAUUAAGAUCUAAACGACUGUGAUGUUUAAAAAGAUCAUUUCUUAUGUUGUUAAUGUAGGUUAAUUGUCUAUAACCAUUUUAUAAAAGAAGUAAGAACUGUAACAAUUGUUUUGUUAAUUAUUUAAAUUUGUUACAAUGUAUUUGUGUGAAUAUUUUUCAACAGUAACACAAGUAACACAAACAAAACUAUGACUGAACGAAUAUGAUAAAAACAUUCGUGAUAGACUAUACUUGUUAUCAUAAAAAAUUUUUUAUUCUGUGAUCGAUAACAAAAUUUUUUAAAAGUACGUAUUCAAAAUCUUAAAUUAAAAUCCUUUGUUUUCAACAAACUAAAACUCAUUGAAACAAAAAAAUACGCACUGAUUUUUAAUUUCUUUUAUUUCUUUUUAUUAUAUUGUUAUCCAACGUUCAUAUUGGAUUUUAGUGAAUUAAUUAUUAUUUUAUUUUAUUUAUACUCUAUAUGUUGAUAUUAUGAUUUUAAAAUAUAUUAAUUGAUAGUCAGAAAAUGAAAUAAAAAUUAUCAUUUUUAUUUUAUAUUUAAAAUUUUAAAAUAGGUAUGCCUAUUGGCUAUUAUAGUUGAUUAAAAUACACUUAUAUUUAUAUUACCUUUAUGAGUAUAUACUAGGUAUUUAACCUUUAUUUUUAUAGACAAUUAAUACCCAAAAUAUUGUUUAAAAGUAUGUAUUUACUUUCAGUCAAGUAUUGUACUCUUAGUAUCCUAAUGACGGUAAAAAAUGUAUUUGUAUAUUCACUCAUGAAUUUUUAUGCCUAUGUUUAUUGUUAUAUCUAGCUAAUUAUAUUGCAUAUAAUAUUAUACUAAUGUGUUGUUAACAGACAAAAAAUAAAUAAUAAUUUUUAUAACAAAUGCAGUGUUAAAACUAUGUGGAGGUAAUAAAAAUAUUAUAUUAUAUUAUAAUUUAAAUAUAUCUUGUAAAUCAUAUUUUAUUGGAAUUUGGUCACUUCUAUAUUGUAUGUUUAAUUAUCUAUCAUCCUAUUAAAUUACAUUUUAGUGUGCACUUAUACAAUUGUAUUUAUGUUUAAAAACUGUUUUGUGUAUUUUUUUUUUUUUUUAAACCAAAUAUCCAAUACUAUUAGUUUAACUAAAUAUUUAUUAAUGUAGUAACGUACUGUACUGCUUCAAUAUCAAAAUAUAAUUAUUAUCAAUUAAAACAAACUUGAUAAAAUAUUAUUAAUGUUGUUUAACCAUAUGCUAGAAUUUUAAUUCAUUUUUAUUGAUGUUAUUAUAAUAUUUAAGUUUUAAUUUUAUCUUAUUUUUGCUGUGUUAGAUCUUGGUCUUAUAUGAUCUAUAAUUGUUAAUUUUUAUUAAACUUAUAUUUAUGGGUUCAUGGUUAAGUUGGUCAUAAUAUAAUAUAAGUGAUCAACACAUUGUAUUACUCAAAAAUAAUUUACAAAUUUAAAUGUAUCCAUUAUAAAUUAUUGUUAAAUAGAAAUAAUAAAUAUAUUACGAUUCAAAUUGAA
Molecule: messenger RNA, 4655 nt
Organism: Rhopalosiphum padi (bird cherry-oat aphid)
Lineage: Eukaryota; Metazoa; Arthropoda; Insecta; Hemiptera; Aphididae
Product: F-box only protein 33
Exons: 7
Coding region: 408-1784 (458 amino acids)
Biological process (GO): positive regulation of protein ubiquitination; SCF-dependent proteasomal ubiquitin-dependent protein catabolic process
Cellular component (GO): SCF ubiquitin ligase complex
Molecular function (GO): protein binding
Source: RefSeq, a predicted model, not a curated record